GAGAGAGAGAGAGACAGACAGAGAGAGAGACAGACAGAGACAGAGAGCUGCUCAGGGUGUAUCAGUGUGUAUCACCGUGGGCUUGGGGCUGAAUACGAGACGUGGAUUUUAAAGGUGGUGUGGCUGGAUUGGUUAACUUUUACAGGCUGACUGGACGGUUGUUCUGCAGAAGAAUGUGCUACAGGAUCAACAUGAGAGGGACAAUAUUUGGACUAAAGAGGGAUUCUUUGCUGCGGUCAUCUUCCUCACCAUCUUCAUCAUCAGCAUCACCUGUUUGAUGGUCCUCUACCGUCGAAAGGAGAAGGUUGAAUAUUCUGACAGGCAGACCAAAGAGCAGUCCGUGUUCCCCAGCCGCGACCUUCACCUGACCCCUGUCACCGUCCCACCCCCGGUCCCGCUGCACGCCGUCGGAGCCCAGACCCAGCCCCAGGUCCCCUUCUCUAGCAGCAUGGUCCAAGCAGAGCCAGCACCGCCUUCUACACCCACAUCCAUACCUCCACCCAGAGCCUGCCGUCCUCCACCCACCACCCCUGUCCCCAUCCCUGUCUCCAGCUCCAGCUGUGGUCCUCCGCAGCUCCCCCCUGCCCACCAGAAACCCUGCCUGUCAGCCAGCCCCUCUCCCUUCAGGAUGAAGCCUGCCGCGUGUCUCCAGGAGAGGAGAGGCUCCAACGUCUCCCUGGUGCUGGACAUGUCCUCCCUGGCCUCGGUGGAGCCCCUGAACUGUGGGGUGGUGACCCCCAGAGAGAGGGCCACUCAGGACUACCUGCAGUCAGCCAGCCGGACCCUGUCCAGACAGCAGCUACGAGACGUGGUGCUCAACACACAGACGCUGCACGCAGAGUUCGCUGAAAUCCCAAUGAAUUUUGUGGAUCCAAAGGUGAUGGACAUUUCCAGUCAUGGAACCAAAAACAGAUACAAGACAAUACUGCCAAAUCCACAUUCCAGAGUGAUCCUGAGGACCAAGAGCUCCUUCGACCCUCUCAGCAGCUACAUCAACGCCAACUACAUUAGGGGUUACCUAGGCGAUGAGAAGGCCUACAUCGCCACGCAGGGUCCCAUGAUCAACACAGUGAAUGAUUUCUGGCAGAUGGCCUGGCAGGAAGACUGUCCUGUCAUCAUCAUGAUCACCAAGCUCAGGGAAAAGAACGAGAAAUGUGUUCUGUACUGGCCAGAGAGGCGUGGUAUCUAUGGCAAGGUGGAGGUGCUCAUUAACAACGUGACAGAGUGUGACAACUACACCUGUCGGACCCUCAACCUGAAGCAAGGGGCCCAGAGUCGUGUGGUGAAGCACUACUGGUACACAUCGUGGCCGGACCAUAAGACCCCAGACAGCGCCCAGCCCCUGCUCCAGCUGAUGAGAGACGUGGAGGAGGACAGGACGGGCUCCCCAUCGCAGGGACCCGUCAUCGUACACUGCAGCGCAGGGAUUGGCCGAACGGGCUGCUUCAUCGCCACGACGAUAGGCUGUCGUCAGUUGGAGCUGGAGGGAGUGGUAGAUGUGCUGGGGAUUGUGUGUCAGCUCAGAGCGGACAGGUGAGUUACCUACACCUGGAGUAUUAGACCGUAUGUGGAAUAGGUCCAAUGUAGUAGAAUAUGUUUACAGCAGACAGGUGAGUUACCU
Oncorhynchus tshawytscha (Chinook salmon) is the source of this 1621-nucleotide messenger RNA. RefSeq names its product protein tyrosine phosphatase receptor type R (gene ptprr). The transcript has 10 exons. NCBI's taxonomy places the organism in Eukaryota, Metazoa, Chordata, Actinopteri, Salmoniformes, Salmonidae. Gene Ontology annotation, molecular function: protein tyrosine phosphatase activity. The coding region runs from base 278 to 1537 and encodes 419 amino acids. Gene Ontology annotation, biological process: protein dephosphorylation. The record is from RefSeq and is a predicted model, not a curated record.